ACUCUCUCUCUCUCUCACGCGCGCACACACAAACCAUGGUGGUAUUGUCUCGGCCAGUACUAGACAAUUUCUCUCUCAUCAAAACAAGCGAAACCACUGCAAAUCCAUCCACUGUAAUUCCAGAAAUAGACCUCUUAGACCCUCAUGCAGGCAACCUCAUCGUUAAGGCCUGUGAGGAGUAUGGCUUCUUCAAGGUGAUCAACCAUGGCAUCCCAGUGGAGUCUGUCACUAAAUUAGAAGCUGAAACUAUCAAGUUCUUCGAGUUACCACAGUCUGAGAAAGACAAAACUGGCACUUCUACUCUUAACCCUUUUGGAUAUGGUAACAAGAGAAUUGGCCCAAACGGUGAUGUUGGUUGGAUUGAAUACCUUCUCUUCAGCACCAGCCCCCAAAAUUGUCUCUCCAAUUUCCCAGGAAACUCAGAAAUUUUCUGGACUCUUGUGAAUGACUAUGUAUCAGCAGUGAGACAUAGGCUUUGUGGAGUUUCGGAAAUGAUAGCUGAUGGCUUGAAGAUUAGGCCAAGGAAUGUGUUGAGUAGGCUCUUGAAAGACCAGAAGAGUGACUCUUGUUUCAGGCUAAACCACUAUCCUCCAUGUCCAGAGCAUCAAGCAUUCAGUGGUCAAAGUUUGAUUGGGUUUGGAGAGCAUACAGAUCCACAGAUACUAUCUGCUCUAAGAUCUAACAACACAUCAGGCUUGCAAAUCUGUCUAAGAGAUGGGACAUGGGUUUCAGUCCCAGCUGAUCAGAGCUCCCUUUUCAUCAAUGUUGGUGAUUCCUUGCAGCCUUUGAAUUUGUUCUCUUUUAUUUAUUCCAAACGGUGA
Molecule: messenger RNA, 821 nt
Organism: Ilex paraguariensis (yerba mate)
Lineage: Eukaryota; Viridiplantae; Streptophyta; Magnoliopsida; Aquifoliales; Aquifoliaceae
Source: the annotation of a GenBank genome assembly